This is a messenger RNA of Nerophis lumbriciformis (worm pipefish), 3025 nucleotides long. Its product is annotated as multidrug and toxin extrusion protein 1-like. Gene Ontology annotation, molecular function: antiporter activity; xenobiotic transmembrane transporter activity. The record is from RefSeq and is a predicted model, not a curated record. Gene Ontology annotation, biological process: xenobiotic detoxification by transmembrane export across the plasma membrane. NCBI's taxonomy places the organism in Eukaryota, Metazoa, Chordata, Actinopteri, Syngnathiformes, Syngnathidae. Gene Ontology annotation, cellular component: membrane.
CAAAAGCACGCACACAUCAUUACGUCCCCGAACAACAAGCUUAUUAUGGAUUCAUUAUUAUUAUUAGCAGGCCAGCUUUGACCCAGAAAUUAAAUGUUCCUGCCAUUUGGCCCCCUUCGCACCUUCUCGUCUUAACGUGAUUAUUCCAUCAGCCAAGGAGAAUUGUGUCUUAAAAGUGUAGAUGGACACACACUGACCCCACUCGCCUACCAUGGAGCAGCUGCCUUGCAAGCGGGACGACAGAGGCCCCUCCACGGGGUCCGAGGAGGGGGCGGCAGCGGCCAAAGGGACCUGCUCCAAAGUUUACGAGUGGUUGCCGAAGGCGUACAGGGAAGAACUUUUCGAGGUGUUAAAACUCACGGGGCCGCUGCUGCUGUUUCGGAUUCUGAACUUCUUGCUGCCUCUUGUCAUCACCAUCUUCUGUGGUCACAUUGGCAACGCAGAGCUGGCUGGAUACGCUCUGGCAUCAGCGACCAUCAACGUGAGCACCACGGCGAUGGUGGAGGGCCUGACGCUGGCUUGCGACACACUCAUCUCUCAGACGUUCGGCAGCAAAAACCUGAAGCGUGUGGGCAUCAUUCUGCAGAGGAGCUGGCUCAUCCUGCUGCUCUUCUGCUUGCCCUGCUGGGCCGUGCUCAUCAACGCGCAUCACAUCCUGCUGCUCAUGCACCAGGACCGCCAGGUUGCCAGGAUAGCACACAUCUACAUGAUGGCCUUUCUACCCGCUGUUCCUGCCAUGUUUUUGCAUCAGCUGCAGGUGGCCUACCUGCAAAAUCAAGGCAUCAUUCUGCCUCAGAUGUACACGGCGGCGGUGGCCAACGUUUUAAACUUGGCGCUCAACUACGGCCUGAUCGUCCUCUUGCAGUUGGGUAUCCUCGGCUCGGCGGUGGCGAACAGCCUGACUCACAUUAGCAUCUGCCUGUUCCUUUUCGCCUACAUCCGAUGGAAGAAGCUCCACCAGGCCACGUGGAGCGGCUGGUCCACAGAGUGCCUGCAGGACUGGGGGUCCUACAUGAAGCUGGCGGUGCCCAGCACCUUCAUGAUGUGCUUUGAGUGGUGGAUCUGGGAGAUCGGGGGCUUCCUCGCUGGCGUUCUGGGCGAGGUGGACCUGGCAGCCCAGCAUGUGAUGGUGGAGAUCUCAGCCAUCACCUACAUGUUUCCUUCGGGUAUCCAAGCAGCUGCCUGUGUGCGCGUGGGCAACGCCCUGGGAGCAGGGGACACCGCCCGCGCCAUAAUCACCUGCAAAGUGGCUCUGACUAUAGCAGGACUGCUCGCCGUGUUCCAGGGUGUGGUCAUCGCCAGCUCCAAGUUCGUCCUGGGCUAUGUCUUCACGUCGGACCACAACAUUGUGGCCAUCGUGUCCGACAACCUGACCAUCUACACUUUUCUACAAUUCUUCGACUCCAUUCUGUGCGUCUGCUCGGGAAUCCUGGUGGGCUGCGGAAUGCAGAAGAUCGCUGCCGUGUCCAACCUGGUGGGCUACUACUUCAUCGGCCUGCCAGUAGGGGUCGCCCUCAUGUUUGCAGCCCGCCUCAGGAUAUUUGGCUUGUGGCUCGGUCUCCUGACCUGCGUUUGUCUCGAGGCGUCUUUCCUCCUCAUUCUCAUCUUCAAAAUGAACUGGAGAAAAGUCACACAAAAGGCUGAAGUGCGAGCUGGGAAGAAUGUCCUGGUGACAUCAAAGCGUGGCGUGUCGGAUGAGGCGAAGGAGGACGACAAAAAAGCUUCCAGAAGCGGCGACGGCACUGGCAGGCCGCUGUCAGUCACUCAGCUCGUGUUGAGAAGAGGGCUCGCCGUCUUUGCCGCGGUGACCGUUUUAGCGGCCGGCGUCAUCACGCGUGUCGUGUUCCCGGUACCGGAAAUGUCAACAUGGAGUAAUUUUACACAAAGCUGGGCCAACAACUCCGCCCCCACGCCGACUGUUUGGACUGAGCAAAACCCAUGAUGUCAGAACAGAGCUCGACCUCUGAACCUUUGUUGCCAGGCAGAAUUCACAGCCCUCAAUCAUAAGAAGUGUAGAAUAUGUUGGCCACGCCCACCAGGCUGUUUGACGCACAAACGGCAAACUAAAAUAAUAUAAAAACCUUUUCCAGCUGAGAUGCAUUAAUGCAAAUGGAAGGAUGUGGUGGUAUUUUUGUACAUCAGAGAUACUAAAACAAUACAAUAUAUGCUAAACCAUCUGAACAUAUCAUCCAUAUAUUUGUGUUAUCAAUAACAAAAGAAUAUUCUACGUAAUUUUGCUCUAAAUAAAGCAUUUUCGAGCAUACCGUAAUGGCUAUUAAGCCAUUCAUAUGUUUUUAGUUCAUUAGAACUACAAAUAUCAAUACUAUAAAAGUAUUGGGACACUAGACAGUAACAUGCUAAAAGUGUGCAAGCUUUUGUUUUGACAAUUUUGCAGACAACUCACUCUUAUAACUGUUAAUGUGCUAACAUUAACUUGCAAACUUUUUUUUUUAGCAAAUUUUGAAGCCCAUAUCAACGUUAACAUUCUAGCAUAUUGACAUUAGCAUGCCAACUUUUUUAGCCAAUUUUACAGCCGAACACCUCAGAGUUUAUAACUUCGUACUUGAGACCUUGUGUCCCUAACGGUAACAUGCUAAAAUUGUGCAAGAUUUUUUUUCGCCAAUUUUGCAUACAACUCCGACUCCUAUAACUUGGUAACUGUUAACGUGCAAACAUUAACUUGCAAACUUUUUUUUAGCACAUUUUGAAGCCCAACACGGUCAUAUAACUUGGUACUUGUCACAUGCUAUUAUAACGUGCCGGCUGGAAUAAACACACGCUGAGAAAUAGCUCCGUGCCUGCCUACUUUAUGGGUUAUAGAUAAACCUAUGGAUAACGGAGACAUAUAUUAUAGUCUCCUUUUCAGGUGAGAGACGACGCUAAAGGCAUAUAAUAUAGUUGUCCGGCUGGAAGUCGGGAGAUUUUCGGGAGAAUGGUUGUCCCGGGAGAUUAUCGUGAGAGGCACUGAAAUUCGAGAGGGUUGAUGAAUGGAUGGUCAGCGCCUGAGAGCUGCGGCCGACCAUCA